Candidozyma duobushaemuli is the source of this 834-nucleotide messenger RNA. RefSeq lists its product as uncharacterized. The record is from RefSeq and is a predicted model, not a curated record. NCBI's taxonomy places the organism in Eukaryota, Fungi, Ascomycota, Pichiomycetes, Serinales, Metschnikowiaceae. Bases 1 to 834 code for a protein of 277 amino acids. The transcript has a single exon.
AUGUCGUUUCGCCAGGUGAUUCUGAUUUUGAAAAACAAGACCCAACCCGAGCUUUUGUACGAGCUGGAGCCCCACAGACUCUACUUUUUGGCGUGUUUCUGCUGCGCCGUCGUGUUCACAGUGUACGGGUGUGUUUUGCUCGAAUGGGCCGUGUACCAGGCCAACAAGGACUACGAGGAGAACGAGAAAGAGCUUGCAGAGGCCUUGAGGAAAAGAGAGUGGGUCGUUCUGGUCGGCAAGUACGGCAUCAUGGGCGCCGUGAUGCUCUUCAUGGCGUACCAGACGGCCAUGUUCCCCACCAGGCUUAUCAGGAGAAUGUGGUAUCUUCCUGGUCCUGUUGAGCACAUCAAGUUCACUUCCUACCCGUUGUUGCCCGGCAGACCGUCGCCUGUUUACACCGUGCCUUUGCGUAAUUUGACGAGAAAGCACCAUGCCCGUGUGUGGACCGGCAAGGGUUUCUACGGCACUGCCGACAAGUCGUUGUUCUUUUUCGUGUUGAAGGAGGAGACCACCAAGAAGUCGUGGGUCGUGGACAGAAGGGGCUUUUUCUGGUCCGACGGGCGUGUGUUUGACUUGCUUUUCGGCAAGGAGACGAUUGCCGAAGCCGAGGCUGGUAUUCCGUACGACGAGCAGAUUGGCAUAGUUAACCGUGAGGUGAAGAGAAAGAAGCAGAAGUUGCGGGAGCAGCACGGUCCGUUCUGGCAGUUGAAACUUGGAGCGAAGGAGUUCAAGGAGGACGUGGGCAAGGCCACGAAUUACGUGAAGGGAGCUGCCAAAAACCAGACCAAGGCGUUGCCCAAGGGCAAGAAGGGGAAGUUUCUGAAGGAGAAGUAG